AUGGAGGAGCUGAAGAAGCGUGGCUUGCUCUCCAAGUGCGAUGUCGUUGAGAACAAAAGAUUGGCAUCAGAUGGAGAGCUUGAGGCCGUGCACGAAAGGCCUUAUAUUAGACGCAUGAAGAACACGACUAAGGUACGCCUUCAACUAUCCAGUUUAUUUCCAUGCUCCUCCUGUUUGGUUCACAUGGUUAGGAGGUUGCGAGAUCUUCUGUUUGUCGUCAUUUCAUCAUUUCAUUUCAUUUCAUUUCAUUGCGUUCAUUUCGAUCUCUCGCCACACUGCGGCUCUCUACAUAAUCGCAGUAUUGUCGUAAUGCCAAGUAUUUCUAAGAAUUAUCGCUGCGUACCAAUGUCAUCCCAUCAUUUCUUCCAGCUAUCGGAGUCAGAGUUGCGUGUAACCGAAGACGGAGUAAACUCUAUUUUUCUAACUCACGAUACUUUCCACAUUGCUAGCAAAGCCGCUGGAGCGGUUCUCGAGGCGAGUGAGGUCAAGUUAUUGGGAUCAAAAGGCCUCCCUCGCAUAAAAUCAUUAGCUGUGCCUCUAGAAGAUUCAUUGAACAUCGUUUCUAGAACAUUUUGA
Molecule: messenger RNA, 576 nt
Organism: Haemonchus placei
Lineage: Eukaryota; Metazoa; Nematoda; Chromadorea; Rhabditida; Trichostrongylidae
Source: the annotation of a GenBank genome assembly